Molecule: messenger RNA, 3513 nt
Organism: Besnoitia besnoiti
Lineage: Eukaryota; Apicomplexa; Conoidasida; Eucoccidiorida; Sarcocystidae
Exons: 3
Coding region: 1-3513 (1170 amino acids)
Molecular function (GO): RNA binding
Source: RefSeq, a predicted model, not a curated record
AUGGCGAGCGACAACACCCACCACGGGCCGUCUCCCUCCUCGCGUUCGCGCGGGGGCCCUCCCCCCACUCUCCUUCCUUCGUCUUCUUUGAUCCCUCCUUCCUUCACGCCACAUCCGGCUCGCGGCGGAUCGGUUCUUUUCGGGGCCCCGUCUGUGGCUUUUUACCCGCCCUCUGGCCCGCUGCCUUCUUCCUUUUCGCUGCCUCCUCACGGGUCUCUCCUGCUGCCGCCGUCGUCGUCUCCGCCGCUUCCCGCGUUCGCGAACGUGGGGGGCGAGGGCCCCGAAUGCCCGCCGCCCCUCGGUGUCCCCUGCGGGGCGCGGACGGGCCCGCCGCCCCCGUGUGGGGUGUCGCUGCCUCCCAUCCCGCCGGGCGCGUCCUCCUUCGCGCCGUCGUCGUCGUUCCCCGUUUAUCUGCCGCCGCACGCCGCCCAAGGCGCGCCGCCGUUCGCUGUGCCCGAGCGCAGAGAGGACGAACGCGCAAGCGUCUCUGCGUCGCCGCCACACUCCGGGCGCGCUGGGUCGGGCUCCAGGCCGGACGGCAACUCCUACAUGUUUCCGGCCUUCCCGCACUCUGCCGGGCUCGCCCCGCCGUUCGCGGACGCAGACGACUCGAACGCGCGCAGGCCACGCGAAGAGAGCCGCAGCCACGGAGACGAGAGACUGCGCGAAGGGGACGGCGUGCGAGAGGCGCGGCGCAGAGACGAAGGCAAAGAGCGCGACGGUCACUCCCUCGGCCGUGAGCGAGACCGCACGCAGCGAGGCGGCAGGACCGCAGGCCGCAGAGAGGGAGGCAGGACGCCGCGACAGGACGGCGGCAGCGGGCAUGGCGACGCCAGCCUCGCCGAGGCAGCGAGGGACGACUGGGGCGGAGGAGCCAGGAGCAGAAGAGACGAACAGAGGGAGCACGGCCCCCGCAGAGGCGCCCUCUCGUGUGACACGUUCCCCAGUGAGGGAAGAGAGGACAAACGUGGGCGAGACGAAGAUGACAAAAGCCCCAGCGCCUGGGCGGGACGUGGUGUGUCCGCGUCUGUGAGCAAGCGACCCAAGUCGCAGUACGAAGCGAAUCCUGAGGCGGGCCUGCUGGCCGCUGCUCCCCCGUACGCCCUGGCAGGGGCCCUGCCCUACGGCGGCGCCCCGCACGUGGCGCCCUUUCCUUUCUUCCGAGGAGGCGAACAAGGCGUCGAGAUGCAGAUGGGAGCUGCUGCGCAUGGCGGCGGGGGGCCUAGUGGGCGCGGCGAGCGAGAGAGAGAGGGCGAGGAGGGACGCGGCGGAAUGUCUGGAGACGCAAAGCGCACGGGGGAAGGCCUUGGUCGGUUUCACCCAGGUAGCCGCAACCGAGCGGACUCUCCGUCACAGCGCGACGGCCGAAGGCCUUCUCUGUCUCCGGCGCGCGGGAGCCGGGGCUGCGACCGAAGUGCAGCAGCCUUCUCAUCGUCGGGAAGAUGGGGAGAGGGCGGGCAGGGCCGCUCUGCCUCGCGCGACCGCGGCGGCGGCCGAGGGCGUCGCGGAGGAGCCGGCCUAGAGAGAGGACAGAGACGAAGGGGUAGGGACCUGCCACCGGGCUCUGAGUCACACCGCAGGCGCCGAAGCAGCGAAACCUCGACCAGCUCGGGGUCUCGGUACCGACGGGGGAGCCCGUCGAUUCAGCGGCCUCAACCCGAUGACGAGGGUAGGUCGCCUUCAGCGGCUGCGCAGAGGACCUGGGGGGGCGAAGACCGCAGGCGGAGCGACGACGGGCGACGUGAACACCUGCGAAGAGAAAGCUGUGGAUCUUCGAUUUCGCCGUCGCUCUCCCUAGAACGCGAGGACGGAAACGAAGCUCCGAUGCCUGCGACCGCGGCUCCGGCUGCGGGAGCCGUGUUUCCUGGAAAUGGCAUGCCUGGGGCGCCGCCGUCGUUUCCCCCUUCGUCGCCUUUCCCGGCAAAUUCUCCCGCUGGGUCUCUCCCUCUCAUCCCGUCGUCGCUGCCCCCCCCGUCCGCCCCCCCUCUUGGGGCGCUUGCGACUGCGUCGCCUCACGGACCCUCCUUUCCGCCGCCGGCCUUUUUCCCGUUCGGAGAUGCUCGCGCGCCGCCGGCACCCCAAGAGCCGAGCGAAGAGGACGCCGGGCGCGAGGAGAGACGCGGCGUCCGGCGCAGAGACGCGGGGGGCGUCGGCAUGCGGGGGAAGCAGCGCGUCUCGGGCGCGGUGGAGGGCGACAGAGACCGCGGAGAAGGCGACGACCGCGACGGCGACCCCCAUCCCCGCACACAGGCCUCUUCUGUGGGUGGCGACGGAGCGAAGCCCAGGGGCUCGGAAGACGGGAAGGCGCGGGCCCCCAGGGCGCCACAAGAUGUGCCCUUCUUCGACCUCUGGGUUCCCACGACCUUCCACCCGUCGUGCACCGAGCGCGUGCGCCUCGUCCUCGGGCCGAAAGGCCGGACGCACAAGGAGAUGGAGCAACUCGCCAGAAUGCGAAUCCAAAUCUACGGAAAGGAAAUGAUCAGAAGCACGCGCAGACACGGAUACGACGCCUUCCGAGACAAUCAACCCCUCCAUUUGGUCGUGACCUUUGACCGCAUGCGGCGCGAGGCGCAGAGCGCGGAAACAGCGCAGCGCGCACAAGAAGUUUUGAAGUCGUUUCUGGAGCAGCUCGUGGAGCGCACAUGGCCGCGGGAAGAGCCGCGGAGACCCGAGUCGUUUUAUGACCGGCAGGUUUCUUUGGGGCCCUCGACCGGGCUUCUGGUCUACGUGCACCCGCUGGGGCUGUACGACGAGCCUCCACCGAAGGAGCUCCAAGGCUGCCUGGUUUACAAGCCGAAUCUCCUUCCGGUGCCUCUGCUGCAGGCUCCGCCGGCGUUCGCGGGGACGCCUCCCCUUCCAGGCGUGCCCGAGGGCCUGCACCCUGCGCCGGGUGGAGCUGUCCCUCCGGCGGCAAGCGACGAAGAGGCGAAAAAGUGUCUCUGGGGCACGGACUUCUCGGGGCGCAUCUUCGGGCAGGGCUUCAUGCCGAGAGAGGCGGACGGCGACACAAAUGGCGACAACGAGGUUGCUCUGUUCGAGGGGGACCCGACGCUUUUGCUGGACUGCACGCCGCCCCUAUGUCUCCUCCUGCUGACGCUGCAGUCACUGCAUGCGCUGCUCGCGGAGGAGGGCGCGCAGAGCCUGAGUGUGUUGCCGACAGUGUUUGAAGACAAAUGGGGCGUGCGGCUGCUGCACAGCCGCGAAGACUUCCAAGUGGCGGGCAUCAACCCGUCCAAGCGGACUCAGGACAUUGCGCGCGUGGUAGACAAGCCGACGGGCGAUGACGGCUACGGCGGCCUGCUUUCCUUCGUGCAAGAAUUCCCCGAGGUCUUUGAACUGGUGAGAGACGUGGGCCAGUCCGGAGAACCGGGCGGAAGGCGACGCGAAGGAGCCGACGCAGAGGAUCGAAGAGAAAGCGCUGCGCUCAAAGUCCGCGCGCGGGAAGUCCCCGAUUUUGCGCGAAUCGCAAACAAAUUCAAAACGACGAACCCCUGGCUAGAAAGAGGAGGUUAA